This is a messenger RNA of Chrysoperla carnea, 1215 nucleotides long. RefSeq lists its product as uncharacterized. Bases 58 to 1215 code for a protein of 385 amino acids. Lineage: Eukaryota; Metazoa; Arthropoda; Insecta; Neuroptera; Chrysopidae. The record is from RefSeq and is a predicted model, not a curated record. The transcript has 3 exons.
CAUUUUGUUAAUAUAUUUACUUAAAGUGAAUUAAAAAAAGUUAAAAAUAAAGAAAUUAUGUCGAAUACUAUUGAAAUAAAACAUUCGUUAAGAAAAAUAGAAUUUCCUGAAUGUGCUCGUGAAGCUAUUAAAAAAAUUGAAUCUCUUAUAAAUGGAAGGUCUCCAACGAUCAAACAAAUGGAUUUAGCUAUUGAUUUAAUGGCAGAAUUUGUAUUUUGGGAAAAAGAUCGGCGUGGAAACAAACGCGGGGUUGAAUUAACAUGUAUACAAGAAAUCCAAUUACUCGAAGUAUUAUGCGAAUAUUUUUCACAACCUGGUAGCGAAACCACAAAAAAUACAGUAUUUUUAAAUUUAUUUGGUCCUAGCACAAUACAAUUACGGUUGAAAAUUCUUUGUAAAUUAGUUUCGAUUGGAAUUUCUUCGUCCUGUGCUUCGUUGUUGAUAGCGGCUGGAGCUUGGAUGCAACAAUUAGGUUGCACAUCUCAUUCUAGCUUACAAUUAGCUCGAGCAAUAGUUAAAGAUUAUUUUGCAUUAAUACCAAAUGUAUUAGAGACAUUGUACUCAUUACCCAAAAUUGCUCCACAAUUUACAGCUAAUUUCUUAACAGCAAUUGCUGAAAUCUAUCUCACUGAUAAAUAUUCUGUUUUUACGACACCACCAAAAAGUUUGCUAGAAAUAAUUACACAAUGGGUAACUGAAAAUCCAACUUUAUGUUUAGCAGCUCAACAAAAAACGGCUGCAUUGCCUACUGGUGGUAUUGCAAUGCCUACAAUCACACCUAUUGCUGGUUUAUUUAAAUGGUGUAUUUUAGCUCCUUUGCAAUGUGAAAAUACAUUAAAAAUGCCCGCAAAUAAUCCAAAGAAAAUGAACGAUAACAACUUAGAAUUGUACGCGAAAUUACAUUUAGCUCUGUUAGAAACCCUAAUUGAAGCGAAAACUGAAUCUGGAUUACCAAAUGUUAUUGGAUCACAACAUUUAGUACCUGUUAUUCCUGCUAUACAAACACAAAUAAAUGAUUUAACACGAAUUGGACGUGAUUGUUCGACUGAAAUACAAUUAUCGUUAGAUCGAUUAGCACAAGCUGUACAAAUAUCAAUUGCAACAAAAUGUAUGUUUGGUAAUAUACAAGAAUUAUUAUUACAAAUGGAAAAAUUACCAUCAAAUAGGUUGCUGACAAUUGUAAUUAACACUCAUAAAUCAACGGUAGUUUUAUAA